GCUUAUUUGUGCCACGAUAGUUGUCAAGAGAAUGGUACAAUAAUAGAAUCGGCCGCCGGAUGGGCCGGGAAGUCACAAAUAUGCCGUUCUAAAGGUGGCCUUAUUCGACAACGUAUCACCGAUCCUGCCACAAUUGAAAAUGUGGAAGCGAAAUGGCCAGAGAUUACAGACAUGAAAAAUGCGGUUCCCCGAGUUUCACUAUCGGCAUCUCUUGCAGAUUUGGCGGAAAAACUGGAGCAUUUAAGGCAAGGGGAAGAACCACCCACCUCAUCCAGAGAAGGCGAUAUAUUUACGUUUUCUUCUAAAGAUCUAAUUUUGUACGCGCUCGGAGUGGGGGCAUCCGUUCAGAAUCCAGAGGAGUUAAAGUUGUUGUACGAAAAUCACGAGAACUUUGGUUCAAUUCCGUCUUUUUACAUUUUACCUAGUUUGCAAGCGGUGAUGUCUUCGUCACAACUUAAUACAAUACCCGGAAAAUCAAUUUCUCUUGAAAAUAUGCUUCAUGGUGAACAAUACCUAGAGAUCUACAAUAGCACUCCCGAGGCCGGUACAUUACUAAGCAAUCCCAAAAUCGUAGAGACAUUGGAUAAGGGGUCUGGUGCCGCAAUUGUUACGGAAAUUAACAGUUACAAUGAGCAAGGGGCGUUGAUUAUGCGAAAUCAGUGUGUUACGUUUGCUGUUGGCGCUGGUAACUUCGGAGGGCCCAGAACUGGAAACAAAAUCGUACCUUGUGUACCGAAACCAGACCGUAAACCCGACCUAUCCCUAUCCUACAAGACAACAAUCGACCAAGCGGCACUUUACAGAUUAUCCGGCGAUAUUAAUCCAAUGCAUAUCGAUCCUAACUUUUCUGCAAUCGCCGGGUAUGAGAAACCAAUUUUGCACGGUUUGUGUACGUUGGGUAUUUCGGUUCGGUUAGUAAUGGGUGCAUUCGCGUCUUACGACCGGAAGCUCUUUAGGGCGGUUAAAGCACGGUUCACGAAAGUGGUGAUCCCAGGCCAAACAUUGCGCGUGGACAUGUGGAGAAAUGGAAAUCGAAUUCAUUUUGAAACGAUCGUUGUUGAGAAUGGCACCGCUGCUAUUACAGGUGCUUACGUUGACCUAAAGGCUAUCAAGACAGGAAUAAUGCAAAAUAAAUUGGCAGCAAGUACUUUGAAGAGCGAUGCAGUCUUUGAAUAUAUUAAUGACCAAGUGAAAGUGCAACCCGAUAAAGCAAAGAGCGUAAAUGGAAUUUUCUUAGUGAAAAUCACAAAGGAUGGAGAAAUUGUUAAAGAAUGGACCAUGGAUCUAAAAUCGGCAUCGAUAUACGAAGGAGCGGGAAAAGAUGUGAAACCGAAUACAACACUGGUCGUAUCGGAUGACGAUUUCGUGGAAUUAGCCGUUGGUAAAUUGAACCCGCAACAAGCAUUUAUGAAGGGCAAAUUGAAAGUGACCGGAAAUAUUAUGCUUGCUCAAAAAUUGGGACCUCUCCUUAAAGCUGCACCUAAACUUUAAAUGUAUUCCACUUAUUCUUUGAAUUUUUGUUGUAUCAUAGUGUAGUAGAAUUAAAUGUAAAUGUGUUUUACAUUCCGUUCACGUGGGGUUGUGUAGUUUUCAAAUAUAUUUGUUAUCAUUUUGUAAGGAACAUAAAUACAACUUAUAACUAUUC
Molecule: messenger RNA, 1645 nt
Organism: Photinus pyralis (common eastern firefly)
Lineage: Eukaryota; Metazoa; Arthropoda; Insecta; Coleoptera; Lampyridae
Product: peroxisomal multifunctional enzyme type 2-like
Molecular function (GO): oxidoreductase activity
Source: RefSeq, a predicted model, not a curated record